Messenger RNA from Myxozyma melibiosi, 2619 nucleotides. RefSeq lists its product as uncharacterized. The record is from RefSeq and is a predicted model, not a curated record. Gene Ontology annotation, molecular function: potassium ion leak channel activity; outward rectifier potassium channel activity. The transcript has 2 exons. The coding region runs from base 238 to 2520 and encodes 760 amino acids. Gene Ontology annotation, biological process: potassium ion transmembrane transport; stabilization of membrane potential. Lineage: Eukaryota; Fungi; Ascomycota; Lipomycetes; Lipomycetales; Lipomycetaceae. Gene Ontology annotation, cellular component: plasma membrane.
AUUUACGCGGCGGCGGUCAUCAUUGUCAGGUUAAGCUUUUGGCGCGUUGACGUCAUCCUCCCUCGACAAAUCUUGUAAUCACACGCGAGAAUCUUUUUUUGGUACUUUGAACUCUUGAGUUUCCUGAUAUUCGCCAGGGAAAAGUGUGUUAAGGGACCUGUCUCGGCAGAGAGAGAACAUGCAUCUAUAGACAUUUCAUGAGUUAUCGACACGGCGAGAGUUGAACGAAUCUACGCGAUGACCCCUCCAUCGCAACCGCCUUCGACCACCAACUUCACGCGUCUCCUCUCGUCGCGGAGGAAACCCGCCUCACUUCCUCAAGACGAGCCAUCCGAAGCCAAAGACGCGCCCAGCACGCCCUCUCUCCUCGCCUCCAGCCCACACCAGCAAUUCAGCAGCAGUCGCUCGGCCUCGGCCUUCGACGACCCCGAACUUCCCCACACCCGUCUGCACACCCUCGCGCUUGCCUCGUCCUUCCCGCUGCUCGCGGGCUGGCUCGGUCCGAUCUCGAACCUCUUCUCAAUCACAGCGCUGGUCGAGUCCUGGCUCGGCGAAGUCACCGAGGCGUCGGCCGCUAGCGACGACAACACCGUCGAGUUCUCGGGGUACUACGACGACAGCGCCUACGUCGUCGUGCUCAAUGCUGUCUCGUUGUUUCUCGGCGUCGCGGCAAAUAUCUCGCUGCUGCUCAACUUUGCCGGAAGGAUCAAGUAUGACCAUUCGCAGGCAAUCUCGAUCUCGUCUUUCUUCAUCGCUAGCAUGAUCCUCGUCGGGCUCACGGUCGCAGAGUAUAAAAACUUUCAGCACCUCGAAUAUCAGAUUGGGCAGGGUGCCGGGGUCGAGGUGGGGAUCGUGCGAAUCGCGCUUACUCAGGGAUACUGGUCUGCUGUAAUUACCUCUGUCCUCUACUUCAUCUGCUUCUUCCUCCUUGCCUGGAACGAAAUAGGCCACCUCCUAGGCCUCUACCCCGCCUCCUUCAUCCUCUCCUCCCACCAACGCUCGCUCAUGCUCCAGAUCCUCGCCGCCGUUCUCUGGAUCGCCAGCGGCGCAGGCGUCUUCUCCCGCAUCGAGGGCUUCAGCUACGCAAACGCAGUCUACUACUGCGACGUCUCGAUCCUCACCAUCGGCCUCGGCGACAUCGUCCCCGUCUCCAACCUCGGCCGCGCGAUCUUACUCCCCUACGCGCUCAUCGGCGUGCUCCUCGUCGGUCUCGUCGUCUCCUCCGUGCGCUCGCUCGUCAUCGGCGUCACCCGCAGAGCCCAGGCGCUCAACAAAACAGAGCGGUUACGCAUCCACCACCUCUCCCUCCGCAACGCGCGCACGUCCGAACCCGACCCAGAGAUCUCAUUCAAAGUGAUGCGGUCGCUCCACCGCCGCGCGCGCCGCGCCGAUCGCUGGCAAAUUUUCGCGAUCGCGCUCUUCGUCUUCUUGACUUUCUGGAUCGUGCUCGGCGCGCUGAUCUUCUCGCGCCUGCAGCACUCGUGGACGUUCUUCGAAGGCCUGUAUUUCACAAGCCUCUGUCUCUUGACAAUCGGCUACGGCGACUUCAAACUCACGACGCCGGGUUCAAAGGCGUGGUUCGUGCUCUGGAGCUUGUUCGCCGUGCCGAUGGUCACCAUCUUGAUCUCCAGCAUGGGCGACACCAUCCUCGCCGCGGUCAUGAAGGGAACCGCAAAGCUGGGCGAUUGGGCGCUCGCAAACGUUAAUCACGAACAUUCCGGCACCGGCGGGACGCACGAGCCUGAGACGCGCUCGGCGGGCGCGAAACGGAGGAGACGGCGGUUGACGUUGAGCCAACCGAGUCUGCUGCGCAGGGCUCCGACGUCCAUCGCGCCUAAUACCGAGGACCUGUGGACGCUCGUGUACCGCCGCAUGAGGGAAGACAUUGAGCGGCAGCAUCCCGAGCUCGACUCAUCCCGCGCGUCCUCGGACUCUUUUUCCGAAGCCGACGACAGCACCGCCAGCUUACAAAGCGAUCUCGAGAAAGAAGCGACGGUGAUUGACGCGAUCCAGCGGAUCCUCGUCGAUCUCCGCCGCGACCGGCAUAAGCAGUAUCCGUACGAGGAAUGGCAGACUUUGUCCUCCGUGCUCGGUGUGGACUUUGACUGGCUGGGCGCGGACUCGCCGAUUCGGUUUCCGGGGGUGGACGAGCCGGCGCUGUUGUUGAGGUUAUACUGGAUCUCGCUUACGAGGUUACUGAGACGGCGGCGGCGGAGGAUCGCGAGACGCGAGAAGAUGCAGGGCAGUCGUGGGGAUGAGAAGACCGCGGCGGCGGCGGAGGCGGACGAGACGCGGGAGGAGAAACUUGAGGAUCUUGAAAUGAUGCAGCAGGCUGCGGAUGAGUUCCACAUGACGACCGUCAAGCGAUCUGGCUCGAAACCUGCUGCUGCGUCGACUGCUGCGGCUGAGAGCGCGGAAGACGACGACGACGACGCGGCAGAUGAGGAGGAGGUCGAGAUUGAUAUCGUGGAUGAGGAUAGCGAGGACGGGUAUAGUUCUAGUUCGUCUGUGUCUGAUUAGGUGCUGUGUAUAUAGAGAAGGCGUAUUUGCAAAUGUUUUUACUUUUGGAUAUAAGUUUUGGGUGUUACCGCGUUUGUGCAAUAGAUGUUGAAAUCUCUG